Molecule: messenger RNA, 3873 nt
Organism: Centruroides sculpturatus (bark scorpion)
Lineage: Eukaryota; Metazoa; Arthropoda; Arachnida; Scorpiones; Buthidae
Exons: 2
Coding region: 474-3614 (1046 amino acids)
Source: RefSeq, a predicted model, not a curated record
AUAAUUUAUAAGUAAAUAUUUUAAUAGGAUUUUUAUUUUUAAAAUUUUGUUUACUCCUGUCAGAAUCGAAAUUUGGCAAUGGUGUCAUUGCCAAAAUGGUCGAGACUAUUUACUCUUGUAAAAAUCGCCUUACAGCUUGAAAAUAUUCUUUUAAAAGUUAUAAAUAUUCUAGAAAGAGCUUUCUUUUUCAAUCUUUAAAUAAGAUUUAAAGGGGCUUUAGUUAAACGUGUAGCUGUACGAAACACACGCAUCCCUUGUUUCUAUUACUUCCCUUAACCAACUUUUAAACUGUUCGUGGAACGCAUGGCCACGUGCCGUCUGAUGACGUCAGCAGUGUGUUUCUGAAUUUAGAACCUUCGUAACGGAGACUUAAAAACUCUUUUUUUCAUACAGAUAACUUGUAUCCAGAUAGAAUAAAUAUGACGUCGGCAAAAUUUGUGUAUUAAUUCUAGAAUUCUACUAGUUGAUAGCGUAUGAUGGAAAGAAAUGAGUUCCAUGAUUCAAGACUGUCUCAUCAGAAGAAGGCAGAAGCUAAAAAGAAAUCUCGUAGUUUACCAUCCCAAAAUAAAACUAAAGGUAUUAAAAUGGAUCAUUCAGCAAUAUUUGCUGCAUAUAAGAGGGAAGAACAAAAACUAGGAGAUUUUUCGCUAAGUUCGGAUACCUCUUGUUCUUCAUUGGAAUUUCUGAAACCGAAUGAAAUCGACUCAAAGAAAUUAGGUAAUGAUUCUUCUAGCAGCACAGAGAAAAGAAAUCAUUCACUGGAUAGCCUUACUAGAAAAGAACGGAUGGAAGCUUUAAAAGCCAGAGUGGAAGCGGAAAGAUUGAAGUAUGGUGAAAGUUCCUCAGAUGAUGAAAAAGAUCAGGUUAAAAGACUUUCCAGAUAUCACAGCGAUGAAGCAAUUCAUCGCACGUCUCGAGAUCCGAAUAGAUCACGUCCAGGUCGGACGGAAAGAUAUCUAAAAAGAAGAUCUCAAGAUGAGUCUUCGUUAAAAAACUUUAAUAAAGGUAAACCUCCUGCUGGACGGUCGGGAAAAUCUGGUCAAGAAUCUCAUUCACCAGUUCCUAUUAAAACUAAGUCCAUACCUCAAGAAAUUCCUGUAACGCAUAUUUCCAAUGCAAUUAUGACGCCUCUUAAUGUAACAACGGUAAUUACUCGAAAUGAUUCAAAUCCCAGUCAGCCUUCGCCCAACGAUUCGGGUGUUAGCACUCAAUCAGUUGCAUCAAGUCCUAGUAUUGGUCGAGCUCCAAGUCCUUCGAAACGAUGGCAAGAGACAAGAUUAUGUGCUAAAAUCGAGCCAGGAUCGAAAAUGCGAUUUCGAAAUUUCAGUUCCAGUGAUAGAUCACGAUCGUCGUCUGAUGUUAGAAGUGAAAAGUGUGCAUUUUCUUCAGUUUCAACAUCACCAGUUCCCAGAAUUUAUCCAGAGUUUAUACAUCGAUGUAGAAGACUAUCAACUGGUGAUGCGGAAAACUGUACCGGUAAUGGAAGAGCUAUGGCAAUUCUUAGACCGAAAUUUCCAGAUUGUUGCUGUCACGCUGAACGAAUGUGUUGCUCUGUUCCUUUUCGAUUUGUUCCACACUGUGCAAAUUCAUAUACCAACUGCAAUAGGAAACCUAUUCUUUAUAGUUACACUGAUCAAGCACCAAAAUAUUCUGUCAAUUCUUCGAGUCAUGUGAAGAAAAUGGUUUCGAAAAUUCAAAAGAAUAAUGAAGAAAAAGCAAAAUCAAAUCACACAAUAGGUGAAUACGUAUCAAAGCCAAUGGAAUCUAAUGCAUCUCAGCCAUGUGAAACUAAAAUACCAUCGUGUCCUAUUCAUUUUACUAAAUCACGAGCACUUCAUACACUUCCUAACAGAAUGAAUAAUGUUGACUAUCAGUCUGCUAUUCCUCGACUUUGCGCAUCUGGUCAUAAGCAAAAGUCUCCACCUUCUCCAAAUUGCAGACCACUUUCAAUGGUGAUAGACACUUUAGACUAUUUAACUAAUCCCAAAAAUUAUACUAAUGUCUCCCCAGAAACACAAACACAAAACGCAGAUAAACCAAUUCCUCCAGUCCCUCCUAUCAGAAAAUAUCACUGGAACUCUACUAUGAAUCUGAAUGCGAGAUCGAAACUUGAAGAUAUUAUGAAGAAAACAAGAAGCAGUUUGACUAGUCCAGAAAGUGAUUACAAACCUGAAUCGAAUGAAAACGUAAUAAGCAAAAGUCCUCAUCUCUCUAAAACGAUUAAUAAAGGUUCAGAAAAUUUGGAUCAAGCUCUUAAAGAGUUAGAGGAAAUUUAUAAAAGUUUACAACUGAAUGAUGAUGAUCUUGCUGAUAGAGCGGAGCGUCGUGAUCUUCCAACAAAACAUCAAGAGGGAUAUUCCUCUGUUCAAACGCGCAAUUCUUCUUCUCGCGAUGAUGCACGAUGCGUUGAUGAAAAUCUUCAGAAGAGGCCAAUUUCUAGAAGUUACGAUUGUCUGCUAGUAUGCAAUAGACCGGUCCAAAUGCGUGCUCCUCCUCUGAGAAGGGCCGGAAUAGCAGACAAAGUGACUGAUGAUUUUGCAUAUCGAAGAUUUCAAAGAGCUGUUUCUCAGAAUAAACAGCCAAAAUCCGAAAAUGCUCAAAGUUAUCUUUUAUGUUCCUCGGUUUUCACCCCUUCUUUAAGCGUUAACGAAUACUUCAAAGAUCUGACAGCUAAAUCUCAACCGGAUGUCGAAAAAGAUGAUCUUUCAUAUCGAAAUUACACUCAGUCAACUGGUGCUAAAGUACAGAAUAGUCAACCACCUUUUGGUAUACCUUUGGGACCCGUGGUUAAGUCUUCCUCAACUAGCUACUUACAAGCCAGUCCAAAAGAAGAUACUAGGCCUAUUUAUCGUCACCAAGAAACCCCAGACGUGGUAAGAGACGAUAUGGCCUACAGGAAUUUACGCAAAGAUAUUUCAAAGAUGUUCACUCGACAGAACAAAAAAUAUCGCGCCGUUCGUUCUCUCUCAGCUAACAUAUCUCAAUUAGUCAAUCAGCACCAAGCUCUGGAAACAGCGAAAGAUCUCAGCAAAGCUCAAAGUAUGAACGACAUCAUAACAGCUCUAGAAAAACAAUCUAGUGAAUGGAAAAAUCUCAGCCGUUUAGUAUCUCCGGAGCAAGUAAAAUCUCCAGAAUCUAGCAGUACAGACGACAGUACACCGCGUUGUUUCAACAAUGUCGUUUCUGGAACAUCCGACGGAUUCACUUUAUCAGAAUCAUCUACGGAAUGUAGAAGUCCCAAAAAAGAAUUUAGAGAAAAACGAACGCAACCCGAAGGUUCCGAAAAUUCUAAAAAUGUCGUUGAUCGCGAACCGCUCUUUAAAAAUAAAUCAGUUUUAGUGGAUUGUUGUCGCCUUGUAUCUGCUGCUCGCGAUGCUCGUAAACAUAAAUCGCUAUCUGUAUAUCAACCCUCCGUAUCUUCACCACCUCCGCUCAGAUACCAAGAUGUAUGGUCGGAUACCGAUGUCAAGAUGAAACGUCGAACUAUUGCUCUCGAUGAAAAUCAAUUGGAUGCCCUCCUCACGUCUCUAUCGAGGGAUACAAAAUCUAAACCCGCAGAGGAAUUACCACUGACCAACAAUUCCAAUUACGUGGACGUACGUAUAACUGCGUAGUCAAAAAAACUUUCAUUAACCAAUUCAUGUGCCAGUUUGUAAAAAUAGUAAUUUUUUAGAUAUUUUUUUUCUUAUUACCUCAGUCGCUGAUGAAUACAAUCAAGAAAUGCGAUUAGAAAAAUCGCCGAAACCAAAGAAUAUUUUAACAAAAAAAUUUUAAUUAUAAUGUUAUAAAAUCAAAAUCGCUCAAUGUUUAGUUUAUUCUCUAGAGAUAAUUUGUAUUUUGUUCAUUUAAAAUAUUAAACAAAUUUCAUUUUUU